Daphnia pulicaria is the source of this 626-nucleotide messenger RNA. RefSeq lists its product as uncharacterized. The record is from RefSeq and is a predicted model, not a curated record. The transcript is spliced from 4 exons. The coding region runs from base 111 to 524 and encodes 137 amino acids. NCBI's taxonomy places the organism in Eukaryota, Metazoa, Arthropoda, Branchiopoda, Diplostraca, Daphniidae. Gene Ontology annotation, cellular component: EKC/KEOPS complex.
ACAAUAAUUUUAGCAUAAGAGUAUUAAUAAACUUCAGUUGCCAUUCAACAUGAAUAAUAAUUGAUCGACUCGUUCGAGCAACUGCACGAAACGAACGCAUCAAUUUGCUGAUGACGUAUGCGUCGUCUGCACUGUGUAGUCUGCAAUGGACCAAAAUUGAGAAUGGACACUUCAAGCAAUAUUUCAGAUUUAAAUAUUUCUCCGCUUUUUGCCACGGCAUAAACCAGUCACAUGUAGAACACACACACACUGCAUGCUUUGAUAGAGAACUUUGCAUUCCCUUCCAAACUGCUGAUCUUGCAAAUGUAGCGUACAACUCUUUGAGAGUUGACAAAGAACCCAAACGGAGUUCAACAACAAAAACUCUUUCCUUGGAGGGUAACAGUCUUAAAGUAUCUUUUAAAUCUGGAGAUACUCGCCAAUUGAGAACUGCUGUGAAUUCAUUUCUUGACCUCCUUAUUCUUGUCUCAAGGGCGAUAGAUGAAUUUACACCUGUUAAUUUCAAGUUUGAGAAUGUCUCUUAAAGAUUUAAGUGGACCGAGUGAGACCAAAAACACUCCUGCUCCCUAUAGGGCUAUUUAUGGUUUUGUUCUUUGGCUGGUAUCAUAUGUGUUCUUGAUUAUUUA